AAAUAUACCCCAUCAACAAUGAUGAUGGGGAUAAAAACAAUCAAAGUAAAUGGACUCUGUUUGUACGCGGUAUAAUCAGAUUUCAAUAAUCCCAUACGCGUUUUUGGGCUUAUUCAGUUACUAUCACUCUACUGCUUUUCAUCACUGCAGGCAAAAGUUUACUCAAUUAGCUUUAUUUUUACUCGUCACAUUUUGAUUUAACAGGUUAAAAUAAGACACAAUCUGUCAUGUCACUUUCUAUGAUGUUUCCUCUUUGCAAUCCGUAGUAAACCCCACAUGAAUUUCCUUGUAAUUCAUUCAAUGAAAAAGCCCUUCAUAUCACCCCCUUUAAUACCCUUUUACUCAUUCUCUUCUUUUCUUUUUCUGUUCAGGUAAUCCUUCUUCUUUUUUAUUUGUUGCGUUUCGCUUCUAGAGUGUUUUAUUGCUUUGGUUUUCACAGAUUUAUCUACCCAAAUACAAAUUUUCUUGAUUUUCUUUCUAGUAAAGAUUGAAUCUUGGCAAUGGCUGUACUUCACGAGGGCAAUCAGUUGGCUGUUCCACCAUUGAAUACUUUACCAAUUGGGUAUCGUUUUCGUCCGACGGAUGAGGAGCUGAUCAAUCAUUAUUUGUGCUUGAAGAUCAAUGGUUGUGAGGAGAAAGUGGGUGUUAUUCGAGAAGUUGAUAUCUGUAAAUUUGAGCCUUGGGACUUACCUGAUUUGUCUCUUGUAGAGUCAAAUGACAAUGAGUGGUUCUACUUCUGUCCCAUAGAUAGGAAGUACCAAAAUGGGCAGCGAUUGAACCGAGCAACAGAACGAGGAUACUGGAAAGCUACUGGUAAAGAUAGAACCAUAGCUACUAGAAAGGGGGCAAAGAUUGGGAUGAAGAAGACUUUGGUAUACUACAUUGGGCGAGCUCCUAAAGGGAAGAGGACCAACUGGGUGGUUCAUGAAUAUCGUGCGACUGACAAGUCAUUGGAUGGUUCACACCCUGGACAGGGAGCCUUUGUGCUUUGUCGUCUCUUUAAGAAGAAUGAAUUGAAGCAAGAUGAAAAUGUCGAAAGUUCACACUUGGAUGAAGUUGAACUUGUUUCUUCUCCCGCAGUUGGAAAAUCACCUAUUGAUGAUGAAUUAUCAGAGGCAGUGGCUCCAUCUCCAAUCAUGGAAAGUGAUAGUAGUAAAAGUAAUCCACAAAAAACCUCUGGAGGCAAAACUCAUGAUGCAAGAUUACCUAUUGAUAGUCGCGGCAAUAGUUGCACUGCUGGUGAUACUGAAGAUCCAAUGUUGGACAUAACAUCAGUAGCACCAGAUCCCGAGUUAGAGGAAUUGUUGGACAUCUUUUUUGAACAUUCACCGGAGCCUCUUGAUUGGAAUUUCUUCUCCCCGUUGCAUUCACCUCCAUUGCAUUCACAGUUGCAGGUGGAUUUUGGAUCUUCCGACUUACAUGGUCCCGUGACCAAUGAGAUCAGCUGUGAUCAAAAGGAUGCCCAGUGUCAGAACGGAUUAAAUGCUCUAAAUACUAAUGAGUUUUUUAAUUCAAUUCUUGUCAGCUCUGAUGAGAUUUCCUAUGAAGAUCCUGGCCUGGAAUUGAGGUCAGACCUGUUUGCCUCGAACAAUAUUAACAUUAUAACAAGGGAACCAGUUAAGGACUCUGGAACGUCUAGUCAGUCGAAGUCAGAAGUUACACAAGAGCCAGUUAGGACAGAUUUAUUUGAACCCGAGCUGCUGUUAGGAAAUUCUGGAGAGACUGCAGUAAUGAGAGAGGUUAAUUCUGUUGCACCCGCCGUGGAACAGGCGUUUGCAACACCUUAUGUUUGCAAUGAUCACUCAACGGGGAAUCUGAAUGUCCUUAAGAAUGGUCACCCUGGAGAGGUUUUUUUGUCUGCUGGUUCUGGUGGAAUGCAGGUCCACAGCUCGCUAAACUUGGAUGAAUCAAACAGUUAUAGCAAUGUAGGCACUGAUUCUGGUUUUGGAAUAAUACGAAGGACUCGUCAGAUGCAGAACCAACCUGAUGAUGGGCAGUUGGGAUCUGGAACGCAAGGAUCUACUGGUAGAAGAAUACGUUACCAAUUGAAACUUCAAGCUGGAAGAAUCGAGUGUCGCAUGCCUACUGAUUCUGACCAGGGUGGAGCAAAUCAUGAAGGCCUGUUAACUGCAUAUGAGAGUGAAAAAAUCUCCACUGAAGAUAGUUCUACUGCGCCUGCUAUAUCUGGUGAUGAGACACAAGAUACCGUGAGUAAAGAAUUUAAAGGAGAUGGUCUUAUGGCAGAAGACUUGAAUGGAAAAGUGAAAGAUACAGAUGAUUUUCCAAUUUGUGAAGAUUCAAAAAUUGGAGCUAUGUGUUUGUUUUCAUUAAAUUUUUAUAUAUCCAAGGUACUCAUGGUUGUAAGCGUACUAAUAGUGUUCUUAGGUGUUUUGGGAUGCUUUAGGCUGAGAUAGUCUGCAUCUGAAUCAUAGGUUUUUUGUAAAUAGGUCUGAUGGAUGACAGAGGUGCUCGCGGUAGCAUGAACCGGCUUAGUAUGUUCUGUUGGUUUUAUCUCCUUUCCUAUUAUUGCAGAGGAGCUCAAGUUGAUACAACUUGAAAAUCAGUAGUUUAUAUUUGAUGACUGGCUCGUUUUGUACAUUACUAGAAUUAUAUUGUAUAAGGAGAUCAGUUAAUUUAAACUUUUAUCCAAAGAUUUGCAUUUCGCAUUUGAUGUCA
Messenger RNA from Capsicum annuum, 2676 nucleotides. Its product is annotated as NAC domain-containing protein 91. Gene Ontology annotation, biological process: regulation of DNA-templated transcription. The transcript has 6 exons. The coding region runs from base 501 to 2414 and encodes 637 amino acids. NCBI's taxonomy places the organism in Eukaryota, Viridiplantae, Streptophyta, Magnoliopsida, Solanales, Solanaceae. The record is from RefSeq and is a predicted model, not a curated record. Gene Ontology annotation, molecular function: DNA binding.